CCCAACUGGCAACACUGAUUCUGAAGUGAUCUGAAAAUUGAAAUUAAAUUUUCCUUUCCAGAUUUCCUCUUAAUUUUUCCAUUUCCCAAAACUAGUUGAAAAUUGUUCGGGACCUUACCUUUGUUAUAUACGAAACAAUGAAUACUAUAUUAAUAAGGAACGUUUCACCGAUUUAUAAAAAUGCAUUCAAGUUAACUUCAAGGCUAUUUGCGGAUGCAGCAAUCAAUGAUAAAAUUGAUAAAAUAGUAAAAAAUAACAAAGUGGUUGUGUUUAUGAAAGGUGUUCCCGACGCUCCAAGAUGUGGCUUCAGUAAUGCGGUAGUUCAAAUAAUGAGAAUGCAUGCAGUAUCAUACGACAGCCACGACGUUCUCGCGGAUGAGAACUUACGACAAGGUAUUAAGGAAUAUUCCAAUUGGCCGACUAUCCCACAAGUCUUCAUUAAUGGUGAAUUUGUUGGAGGCUGCGACAUUAUGCUACAAAUGCAUCAAUCUGGUGAAUUGGUAGAGGAGCUAAAGAAAGUUGGAAUUAAAAGUGCAUUAUUAACUGCAGAUGAGGCUAAGAAAGAGAGCAGUAAAUAACCUAAUAAACCUCUUAAAUCUAUUCAAGUAGGUACACUGUAAAAUUUUACUACACAUUAACUAUAUAUAGCUUUUGGCUUAUGUUUAUUAAGGACUAGUGCAGUACUACAACUAACUAUGCGGGUAAAUACACACAUAGUUCCUGUUUUUGUGGUAAUACAGAGAUAAAAUAUAGCCAAUCUUUAUCAGGAAAUAGGAUGUAGGAUUCUAAUGGUGAAAGAAUUUCACAAAUUGACCCAUUACUUUCAGAGCAUAUUCAAUGCCAAACAAACCAAAUCAAAUCUUUCCUCUUUAUAAUAUUAGUAUCAACUUUUGCCUAUUUGUAAUAUAAAUUUUAAGGAAUUGCAACAUAUUAAAAUAUUUUAAUUUUUAGUUCAAAUACAGAAGCUUGUAUUGUCUACUGAUAAACUUUUAGUUCUCUUGUGAUUCUAUAUUAAAAUGUAACUAUUGUUCUAAUUUCUUGUGAAAUUUAUAUUCACAGUUUUUAUAUACAUAUGUUUGAUAGUUUAUGUGAUGGCAAAUCAUUCAAAUACUGGAAGGAGGUAGUUCAUUAAAAAAUCACCCUGUAGGUGUACCUUAUCAUUGUGUAAAUAUCAUUAGGGACAUUAAUUAGUAUCAAUGUUAUUUCAAAUUUCUUGUAGUACUUUGUACUUGUUUGUUCUUAUGAGACAUUUCGCUUUUCAGAAUCUUAAGGUGGCAGUGUAGAUAUAGAUCUGUUGAUUUAACUGUUUAUUAUGUUUGUUUUUAUUGUUAGGUACCAUUUUUGAGAGUUGGUCAUUUUCUAAAUCCAUUUAGCUCUGCAGGCUAAUUCACUAACUUUGACGUAAUAUGUUAAUUGACAUAUACAUAAUUAAGAUUCUAUGUUAUUACAUAGAUUACAUAUAUACAUUAAUUAUUAAUUAUAUGUUAUAAAAAAGUAUAUAUAACAGUAUAUUAUAUUUCAUUAGUAUAUACAUUACAUAUACAUAAGAUGUCACCCUGUGCCUACAACACUUCAUGGAUAUCAUACAGUAGGUAGGUGACAUUUGUCAAUUUAUUUGAUGUUUAUUUUAAUAGGAUAAUUAUAAAGACCUAAUUAGUGAAUAAGCCAGCUGGUAAUAUUCACUCUGGAGACUCAAUGACAUUAUCUAUGUUUGUUUUAAGGCUAAUAAGUACAUUGUAAAGUACUUUUUAGGCUUUUUCGGGACUGCAUUGGAUCUAAAUCUGAAAAUAUAUGAAAUAGCUACAAUGUUGAUUGUAUGAAGACUUUUAAAAUGAACAUACAGAUUCAAAUCUGAAUUUUUAUAAUUCUGGAAUGUCUCAGAUAUGGAUUUGAUGCAGUGUUUAUACUUAGUUGUACAAACAAAAAAAGUUUUUAUUAGCUCAUAUUUUGAAUGUUUGGUUGAGUUAUAUUAUUUCUUGUAUAUAAUAUUUAUAUAGCGAAAUCUGUUUUCAGUUGUGACUUUUCACAAUAGAUAUUUUUUUUAAUUUUGUGACAUUUUUAUCUCUAUUUACAAUAUUUAUUGUAAAAUGUCAGCUAUUAUGUCAUGAAUAUAGUAUAUAAAUGUUUUCAAGUAUUUGUUGUAGUCAAUGUAUUUCAUUGUAGCCAAUAGAAAAGCAAUGUAACGUUUAUUUAUUGAAAAAAUGCACCAGUUUGUUUGAUAGGUGCCAUAUUGUAAACUUUGAAUAAUUAAAUAAAAGAAAAAUUGUUUAAGAGCUCUUUAUUAAAUUAGCUGUACAUUCGAGUUAGUAUACUUUUUGGGCACAUAAUUCAUUCUUAAUCUACAUACCACUGCUUUCUCAAUAUAAAUGGUUGGAUUAACAACACAGUCAUUAUUAAAAGACAAAAUAUAUGGCAGAUCAUUUAUUUAGAGUACUCAAACAAAAAUACUCUCACAAACGAUUAUCAUAAUAAAAUGAUAUUUAAAUAAAUAAAUAGAUGCAGGCAAGUUAUGGCGAUCUAUGAUAAAUAAAUAAUUGGUGUGACACUGACCUGCAACUUUUAUCAAAUUUAAUGAUCACAUAAAUAAUGUUAAAAUCUAACUACCAACAAAGUAUAAUAAAUUACUAGUGGCAGUCAUUAAAAAAAAAUCAAA
Molecule: messenger RNA, 2653 nt
Organism: Bicyclus anynana (squinting bush brown)
Lineage: Eukaryota; Metazoa; Arthropoda; Insecta; Lepidoptera; Nymphalidae
Gene: Grx5
Exons: 2
Coding region: 138-578 (146 amino acids)
Source: RefSeq, a predicted model, not a curated record